Messenger RNA from Folsomia candida, 2928 nucleotides. RefSeq names its product LIM/homeobox protein Lhx9. Gene Ontology annotation, molecular function: DNA-binding transcription factor activity, RNA polymerase II-specific; RNA polymerase II transcription regulatory region sequence-specific DNA binding. NCBI's taxonomy places the organism in Eukaryota, Metazoa, Arthropoda, Collembola, Entomobryomorpha, Isotomidae. The transcript is spliced from 10 exons. The coding region runs from base 1223 to 2554 and encodes 443 amino acids. Gene Ontology annotation, biological process: regulation of transcription by RNA polymerase II; neuron differentiation. Gene Ontology annotation, cellular component: nucleus. The record is from RefSeq and is a predicted model, not a curated record.
UUCAGAACACUGUAUGUGUACCAAGUUUGAAGUCGGUCGGAUAAAUUUCACGAGAGUUACUGGACGGACACACGACAGAAGUGCAGAAGGAAGACAAAUGAAUUGGUAUCGAGUAAAGUGAGACGAGUGGUACAUACGGAGAGAAAAGUUACCAUGCAGCUUAUUCGUUUCAUUACAUGAUGCACAUAGCCUCGUCUCCUUGUUUCCCAGCCUCCUUCUUCACGCUCACACGAACUGAACGAGGAGAACCACAUUCACGUAAUAAUAUAAUAACCAGCCAGCAGUGCAUAUCCAAAUGAUAGGAACAACUGCUGCUGCUGCUGCAACUACAAAUCCAGUCCGGACUACCUCCUCUCUCUAAAUUACGUACCCAUCCGUCACUCGCUUUUCAGUCCAGAACUACCAACCAACUCAACAACCAGAUCAUCAUUGCACGCAUUAGCGUCCACUCUUUUACACUCCUCAGUUUCUCAAAAUCCCGAUCCUACUUGUAAUCGCCGGUGGUGUAAUGUGCAGCAUUUUUUGACAACUUUGACUCUGUGAGUGAGUGAAAUUCUCAACAAGGGGUGGACACGUUAGUGGCGAAAGUGAAUUAUUGUUGCCACUAUAUACAUAUAAGAUUUGCAUAAUUGCUUUCUCCGAGUGGGAAGACCUUGCCCAUUAUUCUCCGAGAACAAUGGAGUUUCCUAAAGUCUGCUGAUGAUAAUGCAAGUCUAGACUUUGUGAUCCUUGGCUCGAUCCGUCUUCUGAAGGAAGAAAGUCCUCCCCCAACAACCCGAAUCCAAACAAGUCUCAUGGCACAUGUGCUUGGUGAGAUUUGUCGGGUUCUUCUUCUGGUAGUAGUACAUCGUAGUGGGAGAGGAAGAUAAACAAGUCUUUAGCUGAGAGCUAUAGGCAUUCCAUCCAAUCCAAAUAAAGAACUGCGGCUGCUGGAAUAGGUUGCUGGCUGUGAGUUGACCACCCUCUGAAACUGUGAUCACCACCGAUAAAUACUACUACAUCGUUUCUCCUGCUCUGCAAUCCCGUUCCUACAAAACUGUCCCUUUAAUCCUGGAUAAAACUGCGUACCGCAAUACACUCGUCAGUCGAAGAAAGAGAACCAAAAUGCCCUAAGUUGUACACACGAGUCGUGAGAAAGUGAAAGUAUUGUUAACUGGAACUGAUUGACAUAGCGUACAUACGUAAAAAACUGUUUGUCUUCUUCGGUGGUGGUAGUUGACUCAUGAUUGUGGUUAAAGAAGAGCAAGGUGGGGACUGGACUCGCCUCGACCCUGUCGUCGAAGGGGGCGGUGGUGGGGACUUUGGUCGUCCACCGCCAGCAAUGAAUAAGGAUGACGACCAAGAUCAUCACCAGCAGCAAGAUUUCCACAAUAAUAAUAAUUCCAGUAAUCAUCAUAAUCAUAACCACGGACCGAAUCCCGUCGGCUCCAUUCACAUGAGCUCUUCGAAUAGCGUUUGUAAUAAUCUCUGUCACGGCUGUGGUCAUAGAAUUUUUGAUAGAUAUUACGUGCUCGCGGUGGAGAAAAGUUGGCAUUGCGAUUGCCUGAAAUGUCAAAAUUGCGGCGUCGUUCUAAGCAAUCAGCUUACAUGUUUCUCUCGGGAUGGCAGAAUCCUUUGCAAAGACGACUAUUAUCGAACAUAUCAGCAAAUUCCAAGACGUGCGUGUGCCCGCUGUCGGAACGGAAUAGGAUCUCAGGAGUUGAUAAUGAGGGCCAAGGAUCUAGUCUAUCACUUGAACUGCUUCGUCUGUGUUGUUUGUCUCCACAUUCUAAAUAAAGGUGACCACUUUGGAAUGAGAAAUUCAGAUUUGUACUGCCAAAAACAUUAUGAAAUGAUACUCGAUGAAAAUUCUGGGUCCUCACCUCUCCCAAUUCUGCCCCCAAACAGUCCCCACCACCAUCACCAUCACAGUCACGGUCCCCAGCACCAUAGUCCAAUUCCCAGCCAUCUCCACCAUCCUGCCACCACAUUUUUUAAUGGGGCUGGUUCGGGACAGAAGGGUCGCCCCAGGAAAAGGAAAGAUAACCCAAUGCCUUCCACUCCCCUGGGUCCUGUCAUGGAUAUCGGUGCUACUACUCCUCCCGGCAUGCAGCACCUCUCUCAAAAUUUGGAAAUGUUGGGAAACAACGAUCCGAAUGUCCACCUGACUGGUCCUCGUCUGGAAGGGUACGACUCGUCCUCCUCUACAAACUGUGCUGGGGGUGUGGGUCAGCGGACAAAACGCAUGCGAACGUCCUUUAAACACCACCAACUUCGAACAAUGAAGUCGUACUUCUCCAUCAAUCAGAAUCCAGAUGCAAAAGACCUCAAACAACUCGCCCAAAAGACGGGACUAAGUAAGCGUGUCCUACAAGUAUGGUUCCAGAAUGCGAGGGCGAAAUGGCGAAGGUCGCAAGGUCAUCGCCCAGGAUCACGAUUAUCAGGAGGAGCAUCGCCAACCAGAGAAGACGAUUUGCAAAUGAAUCCAAAUUCGAUGACUCCCGGAGGUCUCGAUAUUCUCUCGACUGGCGGAGGUUCCGAGGACGAUGGGGGAUUCUCCUCCGAUGUUUACUGACAUCAAUCGUCGUCACCACCACCAACCCACUCUCAUUCUACACUUAUUAGGUUGUGAAAAACUCAUCUUUGAUUAAUCAGCAAGAAAUGCGAAAGCCAAAGGCUCUCCUGGGAAUUCAUUAGUAACGUGACUUCUUAUUCCAAUAUGCAAUGUGUCAUGUGCACUUUUAAUAAGUACAUUAUUACAUACAAGGUCAUCGUCUAGGGUCAAUUGUGAUGUAAUUUUUACUGUAAUUGUAAAUGAUGUGUCAUUAAUUUACAAGCUAUCCUUAUUAUUUAUAGGAUUUUACCUUUCUAAACAUUGAUCGUUAUAAUAUACAUGUUGCGUCAGUAUUGUAAUAAUAAUAUUUCUGAUUACAUAUCCAUCUCAAUGUA